UAGUGGUUACAAUUAGUUAACAGAUUAAUGAUUAGAUGAUUAAAAUACCCUUUUAACUUUUUGAUUAACUAUUUGAUUAGUCAAAUAAUGUCACUCAACAAUUUAACAUUCAACUAAUCACUGAAUAUAAUUAACAAUCAAAUCUUUAAAUGAUUUUGUAAAAAUAAAUCUCAAUUCAAUGUUAUCAUUUUUAAAUGUUUCUUAAUAACAAUUAAUCAACAUCAUGAGAGUUAAUUGUCAACCCUUUAAAUUACUUAUACAAUUGUUUCUUAUAUUAUUAUCAUUAAUUGAUCACCAGCAAUUAGUUAACUGUGCUCCUAAAUCAACCACAUCAGAUAAUCAACAAACUAAAUCACAAACAAUUAAAAAAUCAGAAUCUGAUUUUGAUCCUGGAUCAAUAUUUGCUUCAUUUUUUCCAACAUUUGAAGAUGUUGCUCAAGAAUUUAAUUUCUUUGGUUUUCCAAUUCUAUCUGGACCAACAUCAAAAGCUCCUGAAUCUCAUGGUUCCAAUGAUAAUCACAAUCAAGAUCAUCAAAAUCACCCAGUGGCUAGAUUACAUGUAGUUAAUGAUGAAAUCCCAAACGCAACUCAUCUUGCAGCAAAAGAUAUCAAAGGGGCAUUGGCUGAAUUGCACAUGAGUCCAGACAUUACACUUCAUAAGCACACAGCUAAAGUUAUCGGACGAGGACAUUUAAUGAAGGAAAGUGAUGGAUCAACACACUUUGUCCAAGAUUACAAUCAGUUUCCAUUCCCAAUGAUGUCCUUUCACCAUCCAGUCCAUAGACACUUAUUAAUUUUACAUGGUAACAUGGCUCAUCAUGAUAAUAAAACUCACCAUGAACCAGCUAAAGGUGGUCAUAAUAGUAAACCAGAAGAGUGGACAUUGGAUCAUAUGUUAAGUUUCAUUAAAUCAAAGAGACCAUUACAAUUACAUGAUACCAGUAUACCUCAUGAUGAUCUUAUCAAUUCACAUUCAGAGAUGAAUAAAAAAUGGACACAACAAGAGGUUUAUGCAUUGAUACAUUUACUGGAGAAACUAUUUAAGAGUAAAGAAAUGGUCGAAGGUGAUUUUAGUUGGGAUAAUUUUGUUCGUAAUGCUUUACCUUGGCCUGGACCAUUAGCAUCUAAAUGGCAAUCUCUAUGUUUAGAGCCUGGAUUAACACUUCAACAAUUACAAUCUCAAAUUUGUAAUCCAAUUGAACCUAAAGAUAAACAGAAUUGGUGCCCACCAAGUUGUACGACAAGAUCAGUAGAAACUGGUCAUUCUAGUGAUGGUCAAGCGGCUAUUGAUUCAGCCAAGUUAUCAUCUCUAUCAAAUGAACUGAAAAUAGAGUCACCAAAGGUUUCCAAAAGUGGCCAAGGUAGAUUGAUUACCAGAAUUAAGGAAUCACCAGGGGAACAAUUUAAACAACAGUAUUCAACUUUGACCACAAGAUCGACAUUGGUACCAGAGAAAUCGGAUUAUCUGUUCGAUAUCGAUGGUUCAUCAGAUUCUUCGCAAUCGGAUGAAGUUGAAUCAAUUGAAGCUUUAGAAAAUAGUGAUGGACCUAAUGAUGGAAUGACAACACCGACAACUAUUUUCGAUGAUACUGAUUAUCCCUCUUCUCAGAAUAAUAAGGAUAAAUCAUCUCUCCCUGGUUCUAAUGAACAAUCAGGUAAGAAGAUGGCCACAGUCUCUUCACUGGAUCGAGAAUUAGAUUCGAAAUCUUCUGAUUCAGAUUCAGAUUCUGAUUCGCUGUUCAUUCAACCCGUUAUUGCACCGAUGGUUGUAGCGCCAGUAGUAGUGAGCUCUAUUGGUGAUAUGGAUGAAGAAUCGACCAAUGUUUCACCAUCGGGUUCGAAUGGUUUAACCAAAAUCGAAUCAGCAAGUGACAAAAAUUUAUCCAGUAAACAAGAUUCACUUCCGACUCCAGCGGGAUUGAAAAGUUCUAGUGACUUUGUGAAUGAAAAAGACGCUACAUCAUCAACUAUAAACACACCAAAUCAAUCAAGUGUAAUUGGAUCAGCACCAAGUAUUAAUAGAUCAUCACAAAGAGCAAAAAGUGAUAAUGUUAACUCAACACCAACUCGAAAACUUUCGAGCUCCUCACAAUCAACUAAAUCAAAUUCUGAUGAAUUUGAUUCAGUGUUUAAUUUUGCUUCAUUCAACCAAUUCUUUAUGCCAAUUGAAUCAGAAUCGUUACCUUCACCCUCAGUUACCAAAUCAACCGACCAUCAAUCAUCGGUGGUCAAUCUAAAUGGCCAAUCAACAAAAGUGCCGAAAUUUCCAUUGGGUACUUCAGCUCCAAUAACUUCAAAAUCUAAAGAGACCAAAAUGUCCCCAAGUGUAACUGAUACCAGGUCGAAACCUUUAUCUUCGAUCUCUAGUGUUUCUGAAUUGAAUAGUUCGCCAAGUGUUGUGCCAUCUUCGACUCUAUUUCCAGCAGAUUCACUGAAACCUUCGAAUCUAAAGUUAGGUACAUCAGAAUCUAAUCGAGUAUCUAAACUUUCUCCUACCAUGGAUACUUUGGAAUCUGAUUCGAAGAGACCAAUGACAACCACAAGUUCAAUUGACACGGGAAAAUUAACGACACCAAAGCAAUCGAUGGAAAGUCCGCUUUCAGGAGAAAAAGCUUCAUCAUCAAAUUUACAAGAAGAACAAUUAAACGAUCAAAUCGUUGAUUCCACAAUAAUGGCUGGUGCUUUAUCCGCAGCAUCAGGAAUGGUUAUAGCAAAUGCACCCAACGUCGCAAUGUCAUCACCGCAAUCAUCAAGUUUGGUUGCUGAAUCUUUGAAUCUAUCGAAUGAUAAAUCCAAAGGAUCAGUUGCUACAAAAAACGAUAGUAAAUUAGAUUUUCAAAAAUCGAAAAAUGAGCAAUCAUUGCCUAUUAAGAAUACAAGCAAUCUAAUGAAUAGUAACCCAACUGUAGUUGAAGAAUCAAAUGGAGCACUGGAUAAACUAAACAAAGCUUCACCGAAAAACUUUGAUGGUACGAUUUCACCUUCCAAAGAAAAUCAAGUGCCCAAAACCCCGAAACCAUCUGAGAUACUUGCAUCAGAAUCGAACCAACCAGAUGCGAAUGUUGAACUGAACGUUGCAUCAUUAAAUACGUUUGUUGUGCCCAUCGAAACCCAGGAAUCGAGUGUUAAAAAUGUGAAUGCUUCAGUUCCUAACGAUAUAAACAGCAAGUCUGACAAAAUAAAAGACUCGUUGCUUGAUUCAGUCAGAUCGACUUCAGAUUCGAACGAUAGAUCAUUAGAGCAGGAUAACGUUGCAGAAAAUGGUUCGAAAGAGAAUACAAAACAAAAUGAUGGAAAAAUUCAUCAUUUGUUGGGCGUAAAAGGAUCCAUGGAUAAAUCUGAUAACGAUAAGAAUGAUGAUUCAGUUCCAUCGUCUUCUUUAUAUAUUCAACCCAUAGUAACACCAAUCGUAUCAACACCAUUGAUCGUUUCUACCACUGAUCUCGAUUCAAAGGAUCAAGAGACCAUAGACAAAUCACCAUCAACAUUAACCGCAAAUGAUUCCGAUAAAAGUGAAACUUCAAGUGAUAAGCAAAAAGAUUCAACUACUGAUGCAAUUAAAGCCGAUCUAGUCUCGAAUGAUAAGUCGUUAGAAAAAGUUAACAAUAUGAGUACCAAUUCUACUUCUGUGAAAUCCACAGGAGAUGAAGUGAAAGAUUCGGACAGACAGAAAUCUACUUCUGAAGAAGAUUCUGGAAGAUCUUCUGAUCGUAAAAAGACACCAGAGAAAAUCCAAAAUGAGACAUCGCAACAAAAUUCUCAAAGUAUUGAUUCUACGAUAAAUUCUGGUAUUCUAGCAUCAGGAAUACUCCUGGAAAAUGAAUCACCGAUCAUCGCAUCACCUUCUUCGAGUCCAAUGUCAACACAAAAAACUACGAAAAAAGCUUCUGAAAAUGUGAACGACAACGCAAAUGUGACCGGAAUGAAAUCAACAAAUGAUAAAUUUACUAAUAUUCCAGCUGAAAAUAUGACAACGAAGUCUUCCAAUUCUUCCGAGUUAUCGAGUGAAAGUGGAUCCAUGGAUCAAUCUGAUAAUAACCAAGAUGAAGAAUCAGUUCCAUCAUCAUCUCUACAUAUUCAACCCAUAGUAACACCAAUAAUAUCAUCACCAUUGAUCGUUUCAACUACUGAUCUCGAUUCUACCGAUCAAGAGUCCAUAGAUAAAUCACCAUCAACAUCGACCACCUCUGAUAAAUCUGAAACUUCAAGUAAUAAGAAAAAAGACUCAACUACUGAUGCAAUCAAAACAGAUCAAGUCUCGAAUGAUAAGUCGUUGGAGCAAAGAAACAAUGUUACAACGAAAGGAUCGAAAAACGGAGAUAAAACACAAAAUGAAACACAGAAUAGAACAAUAGAAGAUUCAAUGAAAAUUUCCGAUAACCAUUUGGUGUCAGCACCAGAAAAGAAUCAAACUCUACAACCUGAUUCGGAUCAACCAGAUUCUGAUGUAGUGUUUAAUGUCGGCUCUCUAAAUACAGUUAUUGUUCCCGGUGGAAUAGACAGUGUCAAAGGUGUGAAUGUAGAAAAGGGCAACGAUAUGAGUACCAACUCUACUUCUGUGAAAUCCACAGGAGAUAAAGUGAAUGAUUCGGACAGACAGAAAUCUACUUCUGAAGAAGAUUUUGAAAGAUCUUUUGAUCGUAAAAAGACACCAGAGAAAACCAAAAGUGAAACAUCGCAACAAAAUUCUCAAAGUAUUGAUUCUACGAUAAAUUCUGGUAUUCUAGCAUCAGGAAUACUACUAGAAAAUGGAUCACCGAUCAUCGCAUCACCUUCUUCGAGUCCAAUGUCGACACAAAAUACUGCAAAAAACGCUUCUGAAUAUGUGAACGACAUCUCAAAUGUGACCGGAAUCAAAUCAACAAAUGAUAAAUUUUCUAAUAUUCCAACAGAAAAUUCUGAUACUAAAUCUGCAAAUUCACAGUUAUCCAGUGUAAAUGGAUCCCUGAAUAAAUAUGAUAACGAUAAGAAUGAAGAAUCAGUUCCAUCUUCAUCCCUACAUAUUCAACCCAUAGUAUCACCAAUUGUAUCAACUCCAUUGAUUGUUUCUACCACUGAUCUCGAUUCUACCAACGAAAAGAUUAUUGAUAAAUCGCCAUCAAAAUUACCUAUUACAAAAGAUUCUGAUAAAAUUGAUUCGAUGAUCGCUAAUCAAGGACCAGAUGAAUUGGAUCUCAAAAAAAUACCAGAAGCUUCUGAACGAAUGAUAGAAAACAGCACAAGAAUAGGUGGAUCAACAAUUUCUUCCAAAUCAAACGAAAAACCUCAAAUUUCUGAAUCGAUACAAUUUUCGAAUUCAACUUUGAACCAAUUAGAGUCAAGAGCAUCUACAAAUGUCGCAUCACUUAAUCAACUUGUCGUUCCAAUUGAAAUUGAAGGAUCGCCAGGUAUUGGCAAUGAGACGAACAAUUCAAAAUCUUCAACGAAAACUAAUUCGUCAAUAGCCAAUCUAUCACCAACAUCCAUUCAAUCAGUGACAACAAACCAAACGACUUUACAGUCACUUAUCAAAGAUUCGGAUAAAAGAAACAAAGAAAAUUCUAUAGUUUCAAGUUCUAUGGUCGAUGUUACUCCAAUUCAAUCGAGUUUAUCACAGAUAAUUCAAACAGAAUCAACGAGCCCGAAGACGAAUGAAUCGCUAAAUCCAGAAAAAGCAGACCGAACGCUAAUUCUAUCAAGUGAGCUUGACACAAUCGACACCACAAAGCCCGACAAAGCAGAAAUUUACAACAACAAGACCUCAACUCUACCGGAAGUAAGUAAAACAACAUCGGCAUCGAAUGUCAGAGGUUCCUCUCCUUCUGUACAAGCAUCGGGCCCAACAAGGAAACAGAACAAGUCAAUAACUCAAACUACUCCGAAAAUGAUAUCUACCUCUUCAUUUCCCUUAUAUUCAACAAGAAAUCUGACCGCAGCACCUUCAUUACCCACAACAACAUCAGCACCAUUAUCAACAUCAACCACAACUUCGAAAUCUAAAACAAAAGCUAAAGUAACAAAUCCUUUCUCAUAUCAAUUCAACUAUCCAUUUGGCUUACAGUUUAAUAAUCCAAUUCAGCCAACAACUUCUGUACCAUUGAAAAAUGUUCAAUCGUAUUCAGAGAAAACUGCCACACCGACUAAUCAGAAAACGGUGACAACUCCAUUGUUGAAGAUGACAACACCUUCUCUAGAUGUGUCAGUAACAGAAUCACCGAUAGCAAACUCAGAAUCCACCGAUAAAACUCUUACUGUGUUUAGCACCGAUUCUUCGUCCCCACAAUCAUCCGUGCCUCUUAAGAACUCAACAAACGACUCACCGAAUAUUUCAACUUCUACUUUCAUAGCUACACCUUCAUUCACAUCUCUGAGUUUAGAACAAAAUAAGCAAAAUUCUGCUGUGGAAAAAGGUAAAGAUGACAUGAGUGUUUCAACUCUAGAAAUUAGUCAAAUACCACAAUUUUCAAGUGAAUCUCAUACAAAAAAUACCAAUUCGAGUAGAAUAGAGAUGAGUGGCUCGAAUAAAAGUUCAUCGGAUGAAAUAAAUUCGAAAUUUAAAGCGAAUGGAUCAAUAAGUGAUGUGCCGAAUGGAGUACCGGAAGGUUCGAGCCCAAAAAGCGGUAUAGACGCCAUUUUACCAACAGAUAAUCAAGGCUCAUCAGAAAUUCACCAACCUGAUUCGAAUCAGUCAGAAUUGAGUUUAGAAUCGAACGUUGCUUCGUUAAAUACGUUCGUUGUGCCCAUAGAAACCCAAGAGUCAUCUACGAGUGUCAAAGAUGUUAAUGGAUCACCUCCUAACGAUACUCAAAUUUCAAUCUCUCAAGCAAAAACUUCAAGGAAAGAAAUCAAAGAUUCGUCUCUUGCUUCGGUCAAAUCGACUUCAGAUUCGAAUGUUUCUAAUAUUCCAACUGAAAAUAUGAAAACGAAGUCUUCCAAUUCUUCCGAGUUAUCGAGUGCAAGUGGAUCCAUGGAUCAAUCUGAUAACAAUGAAGAUAAAGAUUCAGUUUCAUCAUCAUCUCUACAUAUUCAACCCAUAGUAACACCAAUUGUAUCAACACCAUUGAUCGUUUCUACCACUGAUCUCGAUUCUACCGAUCAAGAGUCCAUAGAUAAAUCACCAUCAACAUCGAUGACAAAAGGUUCCGAUAAAAGUGAAACUUCAAGUAAUAAGAAAAAAGAUUCAACUACUGAUGCAAUCAAAACAGGUCUAGUCUCGAAUGAUGUGAAGUUGGAGCAAAGAAACAAUGUUACAACGAAAGGAUCGAAAAACGAAGAUAAAACACAAAAUGAAACACAGAAUAAAACAAUAGAAGAUUCAAUGAAAAACUCUGAUAAGCAUUUGGUGUCACCGCCAGAAAAGAAUCAAACUCUACAACCUGAUUCGGAUCAACCAGAUUCUGAUGUAGUGUUUAAUGUCGGCUCUUUGAAUACAGUUAUUGUUCCUAAUGAAACCAACCGUGUCAAAGGUGUGAAUGUAGAAAAGGGCAACGAAAUGAGUACCAACUCAACUUCUCUGAAAUCUAAUGGAGGCAAUUCGGAAACUCAUUCGAUUAUGAAUAACUCGACCUCAGAAGAAACGAAUACAGAGGACGAAGAAAAUUGUGAUGAGUCUACCGAUGAAGAAACGACAACAAUCGGUGCAAUCGAAACUCAUCAACCGACUAAAGUUUCAGAACAAAAAGAUCAAAAAGGUUCUUCGAAUGUUCAACCAUCGCAACAAAAUUCUCAAACUAUCGGUUCUACAAUAAAUUCUGGUAUUCUAGCAUCAGGAAUACUUCUGGAAAAUGAAUCACCUUCUUUGAGUCAAAUGUCGACAAGUAAUUUGCAAAAAGCUCCUGUGAGUGAAAACAAUAAUUCGACCAUGACCGGAAUGAACUCAACAAUUGAUAAAGUUCCUAAUAUUCCUACGGAAAAUACUGAUAUGAAAUCUUCAAAUUCUUCCGAGUUAUCGCUUGUAAAUGGAUCCAUAGAUAACAAUCAAGACAGAGAUUCAGUUCCAUCGUCAUCUCUACAUAUUCAACCCAUAGUAACACCAAUAGUGUCAACACCAUUGGUGUUAUCUACGUCACCAUCAGAGAUUUCAAGAGAAGCAUCUGAUAACAAUGAGAGUACCUAUGCAUUAGAUCAGAAUCAAGACAACUUAGGAUCAGAAACUGCAGCUAAAUCCGAUAUUGUUACUGAUUCGGUCAACAACUCAUCCAAAUCCACAAACUCAAAGCCAGAGUUUAAAGCAAAUGAUACAUUGAAUAAAACUCCAAAAGAUUCAGAUAAGUCGAAAACUCUACAAUCUGAUUCAAAUAAAGCACUUAAUGUUGCAUCUCUAACUACGUUUGUUUCACCAGAACAAACUGAAGGACCGUCGAUAAGUGUCGAGAAUGUAACAAAAUCUCCUGCAGCAGAGACUUCAAAUGACAAGGGCAAAUUUUCAGCCCCUGAUGCGAUCAAGCCAGAUUUAAUUUCGCACGAUAAGUCGUUAGAGAAAGUUAACGUUACAACAGAAGGAUUGGAAAAAGAAAAUACAAAGAAAAAUGAUACAGAGAACGAGACAACUGAAGAUUCAACGGAAAAUGUAAAUAAUCAUUUGAUUUCAACAUCGAAAAAUAAUCAGAGUCAAGUAUCAAAUUCUAUGAAAGAUUCAAACCAACCAGACUCGGAUGUAGAACUGAACAUUGCAUCAUUAAAUACAUUUGUUGUGCCCACAGAAACCCAAGAGUCAUCUACAAGUGUCAAAGAUGUUAAUGGAUCACUUCCUAACGAUACUCAAAUUUCAAACUCUCAAGCAAAAACUACAAGUGACGUAGUAAAAGAUUCACCACUUGAUUCUGUUAAAUCGACUUCAAAUAAUAAGCCAUUAGAGCAAAUCAACACUACCAAGAAAAAAUCGACAAUAGAAAAUACAAAGCAAAAUGAUACACAGAAUAAAACAACUGAAAGUUCAAUGAAAUAUUCCGACAGCCAUUUGGUCUCAGCACCAGGAAACAAUAAAGAAGAGAGAGCAGAGAAAACUCUACAACCUGCUUCGAAUCAAUCAGACUCUGGUGUAGUGUUUAAUGUCGACUCUUUAAAUACAUUUAUCGUUCCUGAUAAAGUCAAAGGUUCGUCUAAUAUGGUCAAAGAUGUGAACAACAAUGAAUCAACACCAAACAAUACGAGUACAAUUGUUGUUUCCGGUGGAAUAGACAGUGUCAAAGGUGUAAAUGUAGAAAAAGAAAACGAUAUGAGUACCAAUUCCUCUUCUGUGAAAUCCACAGGAGAUAAAGUGAAAGAUUCGGACAGACAGAAAUCUACUUCUGAAGAAGAUGCUGGAAGAUCUUCUGAUCGUGAAAAGACACCAGAGAAAACCAAAAGUGAAACAUCGCAACAAAAUUCUCAAAGUAUUGAUUCUACGAUAAAUUCUGGUAUUCUAGCAUCAGGAAUACUCCUUGAAAAUGAAUCACCGAUCAUCGCAUCCCCUUCAUCGAGUCCAAUGUCGACACAAAAACUGCGAAAAAAAUGUCUGAAAAUUGCAAAUGGGUCCAUGGAUCAAUCUGAUAACAAUGAAGAUAAAGAUUCAGUUCCAUCAUCAUCUCUAAACAUUCAACCCAUAGUAACACCAAUAAUAUCAUCACCAUUGAUCAUUUCUACCACUGAUCUCGAUUCUACCGAUCAAGAGUCCAUAGAUAAAUCACCAUCAACAUCGACCACCUCCGACAAAAGUGAAACUUCAAGUAAUAAGAAAAAAGACUCAACUACUGAUGCAAUCAAAACAGGUCUAGUCUCGAAUGAUAAUUCGUUGGAGCAAAGAAACAAUGUUACAACGAAAGGAUCGAAAAACGAAGAUAAAACACAAAAUGAAACACAGAAUAGAACAAUAGAAGAUUCAGUGAAAAACUUCGAUAACCAUUUGGUCUCAGCACCAGAAAAGAAUCAAACUCUAAAACCUGAUUCGGAUCAACCAGAUUCUGAUGUAGUGUUUAAUGUCGGCUCUCUAAAUACAGUUAUCGUUCCUGAUGAAGUCAAAGGUUCGUCGAAUAUGGUCAAAGAUGUGAAUAAAACAACACCAAACAAUACGAGUCCUAAUACAGAAAAAAUUAGAACUAAUAAUACUUCAUCACUAGAGCUCUCGAGAAAAUUAGCAAAAAAUAACACGAUUAUGAAUGAAUCAGGAAUGACAGUAUCAGAUGCUAAUAAGUCACAGAAAUCCGCAAUAUCAUCACUUCCAAUCAGGUCUGAUUCUAAUCAAUCAGACUCAACCACAGUACUAAACGGAAUAUCACUUAGUCAUUUCAUCACACCAGAACUCCCAACGAAUGGGUCGAAAAUCUCAUCAGCUAAAUUGUCCACUGAUCAAUCGCCUACGGUCACGGUGUCAGGUAAAGAUAAAGGUAAGUCGAACUCAGAAACAAAUGAUUUUGGAGCCAAUCAAUCAGAAAUAGAAACAUCUAAAUCAGCAUUCGAUAACAAUUCGAGUCUUGAACAAUCAUCUGAUUCAGUGUCUUUAAAUGCUCAACCCAAAAUCUCACCAAUAAUAGUACCACAAAUUGACACAAAUACUGAAGCAGUUAAUCAAGAAUCAGUAUUAGUCUCACCAAAAACAUUGACUUCUAAUGGGUUGAAAAAUUUCCAACCAUUUAUAAGUGUCGAUAAUGCAAAUAUUUCUAAAGUUAUUCCUGAGGCCAAAAGUGACAACAAUACAAACCAGUCACUGAUAACUGAAUCAUCAGGAAAUUCAUCAGAAAAUAAGAUCACAAGUAAUUCAAUUCUCACCAGUUUGGAAACCACACAGCCACAAUUUACCAGCGAGUCACAAAUUGUUCAGCUUGACACUUACAAUCCAGACUCGAUUCCUUUGAAUGGUAAAACAUCCAAUCAAACUGAAUCGGUCAACAAACCACAGGAAGUUAAGGUAUCGAAUGUUAAUCAACCAGAAACUCGUCGAGAGUCAAUCGAUAGCGGGUCAACAAUCGCCCCAUCAAUAGAUUUUGAUGAAAGUAAAAAAGCUUCGAUGAAUUCGGAAUCGCCAAUUAAUAUGUUAGAUAAUUUGAAUUCCCUGAAAAAUGUUGAUAGUAAUUCAACUAACGAUUCAACGAAAACAGUAGUGGCUUCAUCGCCCGUUAGAUCAAUUGACCUACAAAACUCAAAGUCUAGCGACCAAACAGUAGACGCAACAUUAGCUACAAGUGCAUUGACAUCGACCUUGACCAAUGGUCAACCUGUUGUUGAAAAAGAAUUGAAAAAUCAACAGAAAAGCUCAAGUGAUUUGGACAAUCGAACAGCUAAACAACAAAAACAACCUAUAAGUGAAACCGAAAACAAUGAAAAUGUUCAAUCGACUAUUGUUAUAUCGUCUGUACCAACGGAAAACUCGAGUGUAAUUGAGAAGAAACCAAUGAUUGAAGCAAAUGAAACGUCAGAGACUUCGAAAAACAAAGACCAAAAUCAUGUUGUUUCAACAUUGGAAAUUAAUCAAGUACCACAAUUUUCGAGUGAAUCUCAUACAAUUAACUUCGAUUUGAGUGGAAAAGAUUCACCUUCAUCGUCAACUACCAAGAAAAAAUCGACAAUAGAAAAUACAAAGAAAAAUGAUACACAGAAUAAAACAACUGAAGAUUCAAUGAAAAACUUCGAUAACCAUUUGGUCUCAGCACCAGAAAAGAAUCAAACUCUACAACCUGAUUCGAAUCAAUCAGACUCUGGUGCAGUGUUUAAUGUCGGCUCUCUAAAUAUAGUUACUGUUCCUGAUGAGAUUAAAGGUGCGUCAAUUAUGGUUAAAGAUGUAAAUGAAUCAACACCAAACAAUACGAGUUCUAAUACAGACAAAACAAGUACAGUUACUGUUCCCGGUGGAAUAGACAGUGUCAAAGGUGUAAAUGUAGAAAAAGACAACGAUAUGAGUACCAAUUCCUCUUCUGUGAAAUCCACAGGAGAUAAAGUGAAAGAUUCGGACAGACAUAAAUCUACUUCUGAAGAAGAUUCUGGAAGAUCUUCUGAUCGUAAAAAGACACUGGAGAAAAUCCAAAAUGAAACAUCGAAACAAAAUUCUCAAAUUAUUGAUUCUACGAUAAAUUCUGGUAUUCUAGCAUCAGGAAUACUACUAGAAAAUGGAUCACCGAUCAUCGCAUCACCUUCUUCGAGUCCAAUGUCGACACAAAAAACUGCGAAAAAAAUGUCUGAAAAUGUGAACGACAACUCAAAUGUGACCGGAAUGAAAUCAACAAAUGAUAAAUUUUCUAAUAUUCCAACUGAAAAUAUGACAACGAAGUCUUCCAAUUCUUCAAAUGCUUCCGAGUUAUCGAGUGAAAGUGGACCCACGGAUCAAUCUGAUAACAAUGAAGAUAAAGAUUCAGUUCCAUCAUCAUCUCUAAACAUUCAACCCAUAGUAACACCAAUAAUAUCAUCACCAUUGAUCAUUUCUACCACUGAUCUCGAUUCUACCGAUCAAGAGUCCAUAGAUAAAUCACCAUCAAAAUUAAUCGCAAAAGAUUCCGAUAAAACUAAAACUUCAAUUGACAAGAAAAAAGAUUCAACUAAUGAUGCAAUUAAUCUAGUUCGAACGAUAGGUCGUUAGAAAAAGUAAACGUUACUACAAAAGGAUUGAAAAACGACACAGAGAAAGAUGGCAUUCAGAAUAAAACGAUAAAAGAUUCAAUAAAAGGCCCCGAUUAUCAUUUGGUAUCAGUCUCAGAAAAUAAUACAGCAUUCGCACCUGAUUCGAAUCAAUCAGACUCUGGAGUAGUGUUUAAUGUCGGCUCUCUAAAUACAGUUAUUGUUCCUGAUGAAACCAACCGAGUCAAAGAUGUUAAUGCAGAGAAAGACAACGAAAUGAGAACCAACUCAACUUCAUUGAAAUCUACAGGAAAUUCGGAGACUCAUCCGAUUAUGAAUAACUCUACCUCGGAAGAAACGCCUACAGAGGAUGAAGAAAAUUGUGAUGAAUCUGCCGAUGAAGAAACGACAACAAUCAGUGCAAUAGAAACUCAUCAACCAACUAAAGUUACAGAACAAAAAGAUCAAAGUGGUUCGUCCAAUGUUCAAACAUCACAACAAAAUUCUCAAACUAUCGGUUCUUCAAUAAAUUCUGGUAUUCUAGCAUCAGAAUUAAACAUUCAAGGUAUUGAUUCCUCUGCAACAAAAUCGAUGGGUUUUAGUUCAUCAAAUAAUCAAUCAGAUGUUCCACAUUCAGAUAAAUCAGUUAUCGUUACUAAUACACAUCCGGUAAUUGUCACUUCACCAUCUGAACAUCCAGAGCAGGAAAAUAAAAAUCAAUCUCACCAUCAAGAGCUGAUAAAUAAUCAUGAUGAUGAUCACGACGAAUCAGAUGAGCCAUGUGACCUGGAAGAAGAGGAAGAUGAAACAACGACGAUAAUCACAUCAGAACCAUUUACCACAGAGUCGACAAUCCGUUCAGAUGAAAUUAAUCCACAAAAUUUGGCUCACAAUUCAUUGAACACUCAACUAUUACAAUCAAGUAUUCAAAUUGAUCAAAUCAAAAUGAUUCCAGAAACUGAUUCAUUCAAGAAACAUUUAACUGAUUCACACGACGAACAUGUUGCUUCAGAUCAUUCAAAUCAUUCGGAGGCUAAAUCGUUCCCAGGUCAAAAAUUCAUUAAACAAUGUGCAUGUAAACGGAUAAGAGUCAAAGACGAUAAAAGAUGAAGGACAAAGUAACAAAGUUCGAUAACUGAAUUUAACUUCGGCAAUCAUUGGAUAAUAUUAAGAAAUAAAAAUCUAUUUUAUUCACACUAA
Messenger RNA from Panonychus citri (citrus red mite), 13704 nucleotides. RefSeq lists its product as uncharacterized. Bases 224 to 12526 code for a protein of 4100 amino acids. The record is from RefSeq and is a predicted model, not a curated record. The transcript has 22 exons. NCBI's taxonomy places the organism in Eukaryota, Metazoa, Arthropoda, Arachnida, Trombidiformes, Tetranychidae.